This is a messenger RNA of Schistosoma bovis, 3407 nucleotides long. NCBI's taxonomy places the organism in Eukaryota, Metazoa, Platyhelminthes, Trematoda, Strigeidida, Schistosomatidae. The record is from the annotation of a GenBank genome assembly.
CCAAAGCUUCGUUAAUAGCGCUGAAAUUGGCUUGUACGGUACCUAACUGUCAAAAAGGAUCUAAGCUCCUGGUAUUGUUUGGUGUAUGAGUGGAGUAGUUAUUCAAAUCAUCCGGUUCCUGUAGGCGAUCAGGAGAAUAUUCAAGUUCUUACCUAAAAUAAUCCGAAACUGCGAUAUGAAUUCGACUCCUUCACCUGGUAAAACGAACGGCACGGACUCUCGAUGCAUUUAUUUCGAAGACAUCCAAUUUUUUUCCCCAAAUAUCGAUAUGUCGUCAUGGAACAAAACUGAAGUAAACAAAUAUUUUCAUGUUCUUGAAAACAACUCGACAGACUGUUUCACUGUCGUAAAUAUAUCAAUUCCAACCAACAGAGAGGGGAUUUUAUUCGUUACGGAUUCAAUUACCAAUGAACAAUUAAUUUGUUUCCCACUUAAUGAGAUCAAAAACUUGUCAAAGGGAUCCGACACCGCAACAGCAAAUUAUGUCUUACUAACUCAUGGUACUUCAUCAUCAAAUAACGAAGCGAUAGACCCGUCUUCAGAAGAGCCAUUAAACAUGUACCUAACACAUAUAUUACGUUGUCCAACAUAUCAUGCGACGUUGAGGAUAAUCGAUGUCAUCCGUCGAAUCAUUACUGAAGAAACUGGAUCCACUGCUACCAUAUCCGGUGUGUGGGAGCCUCAAAGUGUUACUUUACGUUUACAUUUGGAUAUAAGAGAAGAUGAUGGAUCGAAUGUUAACUUUACUCCUGUACCAAAAGAAAAGUCGGAAUUAUUUAAAAUGAGAAAGAGCACAGCUAAACGACUAUUUGUUGGUGUCAGUCAAUUAGACGGUCAUGUUUAUCUACCGAUAAAUGGAAUUUUAGACGUAUGUUUGGGUUUUGGUCGUUAUUUAUCGGAUAGUGAACUAACCUAUUUGGGAGGCGAAGAAAAUGUUACACGAGGAGAAGCAUCAUCUAAUUCUUUAAGCGGAACUUCAUUUUCUACUUGGGUUGUUUGGCCAUCAAAUCAUAAUCAAUUCUCUAUGUUUGAUGUCGUUGGAAGUCGUGAUGAAUGUAUAUUCUUCACGGUUGUUGUACGCCUACUUAUCCAUAGACUUGAAGAACCAUUAGCUCUGCGACGAAUCUGUCGAGCGCGUGUUUAUAAAACAGAUGAAAUAUUUUGGCUCUCUUUAGAUAGAAAACCUGUUAUAGAAGAUUAUACUAUUAAAUUAACUGAGAGUAUAGAUGAAAACAGAAAUUUACACGCUGGUAAAAUACAGAAAAUUUUCAAUGUUACUGCAUUUCAUCCAGAACAUAAUCAAUCAAUUGUUCCAUCAGUUGUUAAUCAAGCUGAAGAUAGUGACAAUGAACCACUGAUGAGCGGUAAUGGAAUUGUAUCGAGAGAAGUUACAGAUGAUCAGCUACUUCUUGAAUGGGGACAUUUAGUUACUGAAUGGCAUAACAAAGUCAGACAAGAUCAAGCUAAUGGUCUCGGCUUAUCUACAUAUUGUUUGAGAAUUGAAUUAUUGUAUAGUGGUUGUUCUGGUCCCCAUAUUUCUCAUUUAGGUUCUGCAUUUUGUCAACGAAUUAGAAAACUAGUUAGCCGUGGUAUUCCAGAUGCCUUACGAGCUGAAGUUUGGCAGUUAUUAUCUGGUUGUCCUGUUGAUGAAAGUGGAUUGAUGGAUGCUUAUCGAAUUCUUAUUACUAAACCAUGCAAACAUGAUGAAGUUAUUCGUCGUGAUUUAGCACGCACAUUUCCAGCUCAUAGUUUCUUCCGUGAUAAAAUUGGACAGGAAAGUCUCUUUCUUGUUAGUCGUGCUUAUGCUUUGUACGAUGAAGAAGUUGGUUAUUGUCAAGGUUUAACAUUUUUUGCCGCUGUAUUAUUACUUCAUAUGCCAGUAGAACAAGCAUUCACAUUAUUAGUACAAGUGAAUAACAAUUAUGGAGUUAGAGAAUUUUUCUUGAAUGAUUUCGAUGGAUUACAUAUGCGAUUAUAUCAAUUAGAUCGUAUUAUUCAGGAUCAGUUGCCAGAUGUAGCAAAACAUUUUAGUGAUCUUGGCUUAGAAACUCACAUGUUCGCUAGUCAAUGGUUUUUAACAUUGUUCACUGCUAAAUUUCCAUUAAAUGUUGUCUUUCAUAUUGUUGAUCUGUUUCUAACUGAGGGUUUGAUAUUCAUAUUCAAAGUGUCUUUAGCACUAUUGCAAUUGGCUAGACGUGACUUACUCGGUUUGGACUUUGAAGGUGUUCUCAAGCAUUUGCGUGUUACGAUGCCAAAAAAAUAUUUAGCCCAUGAUGCUAAUCAAGAAUUACUUAGUAUCGCAUUAUCGGCUAAAGUUACUUCCGCCAAAUUACAAAAAUAUGCUAAAGAAUGGAUAACAAAGAGAGCUCAAGAAAAAUUGACCGAAUCUCCUCUACAUGUCAUGGAGUGUCAGUUGGCAUCAUUACGUCGAGAAGUUUCUCGAUUAGAACACGAGAAUGAAUCACUGGCUACCGGUCUUUUAUCGAGUAAAACAUUAAUGCACAAACAAGUUGACCGGUUAGAAGAUAAAGCUGAAAUAUUAACUCGAGAAUUAUUCGCUUCCAGGCAGGAUUUUCAAGAUGCUUUAGAAGAAAAAGCUCACUUAGAAAAUGAAGUACUUCAGGUGAAAAAAAUGUUUCGUAGUGCACUUGAAGAGAAUUCCAUUGAAUUAGAAAGAAAUCAACAUAUGUUUACUAGUUAUAAAGCAAUUAUAAAAGAAUUAAAUGAUUAUUUAAUAAAAAUUAAUGAAAAUUAUCCUAUCAAUUCAUUAACUAUUAAUCAAUUAUAUAAACAUGAUCCAUUAUUUUUGGAUUUAACUUUUGAUUUAAUAAAACAAGUAUUACAUUGUAAAGAAUGCUCAUCUAUUGUCAAUACGUAUAUUGAAAAAUCAAAUAAUGUCAAUUUAACAGAUGAUGUAAAUACUCCUUUAUCUAUUAAAGAGGAAGAGAUUGUUAAUAUGAACAGUAAUAAUGAUAAUACAGACAAGCAAAAUCAAGAUCAUUUGAACAAUCAAUCUGAAGAAAAACUCAUUAAUGGUAAAUGUACAAGAAGACAAUCAAUUAUACAUAUUCUUGAUAAAUUCAAAUUAUUGAAUACACCUAACAGUUGUUCUUCUCCAUCAUUGAAAAUACAUGAACUAAAUGGUGAUAAAUCAAUGGAAGAAUCCAUCACAUUAAAUAAUAUUACAUCUAAUAAAAUUAAUGAAAAUAAUUGUGAAACUUCAUCACACUAAUUAGCAAUUAUCUAUUGAAAUUAUGUAAAUAUUAUUUAUCAUUAGUUAUGUAUUUAUCCUAUGAUUUUCAAUGUUAACAAAUUAUAACUAAUACCAAUUUUAAAUUGUAUUUAUGAUCAUAUUCUCUUCAUUCACUACAGUCUCCGUAGUAACUAUUAUUAUUAUUAUUAUUAUU